AUGGGCCAAGCGAUCUCGCAGGAGCCACCGUACCGUCGGUCGCAGGAGGAGUUGACGCAUGAACUUGCAAAUAAGUUCAAGAACAAGUGCUUCAGCUCACUAGAAUUCUACUCGCUGCAAGAUGUGUUCAAGAGCCUCUCCGAUCACCAGGACGCGAUUCACUACCUGAAGGAAGACACCGUUGCUCGAUUUCUCGAGAUACCAGAUAUCUUGGGCGCCUCACCGGUUAUUUUCCAGAUGAUAUCCUUUAUUGGCGCUUUUCCGUUUCUGCAGAACGCACCUGUCGUGCUGGAGCUCCCCCAGCUAAUUAUGGUUGUCGUCAUCCUUACCGAGCGCUAUCGAAAGGUCCUCGCAAAGGGGAGUGCUGAUCGCACAAAGCUGCUCUUCAGAAGUCUGGCCGUCCAUGACCGAAAGCACUCCAUGUCUGUUCCUUCAUCUCCGGUGAACCCAUCCUCGCAAACGCCUCGCGCCCAUCCUGGUGCCUUCGCCAUUGACGUGGCCACUGGCGAUGACGGCAAUGACGAGGACCUUUUUGGCGAUGACGAGGAUGAUGACCUCGUCCUCACGGCAUUUGAACUUUUAGAUAUUGAUGAUGCUGUGAAGAAAGGCGAUGCCCCAAGCUUCCUCGGUGCAAUGAUACCCACCGACAAUUUUAGGAAAUUGCUGAUGCUGCUGCUACUGACUGCUCCUUUAGAUGCGCAGGAGAGCUUGUCACAAUACUCUAGCCGCAUCGCUGGUGAUGGAAUCGAGGAUCUCCGUUCAACAGCCGAAUGCGUCCUUGCUUCGUUUGUUGAUGUUGAGCAGGCUCCUGGGAUCAAAUACGUACAUUUCAAAACUGUAAUAACCGAACUGCUCCCCAAUCUUUUUAAAGGUUUCGACGGUCUGUUCGAACACUUCUUAUUCUCCAAGAACCUGGACUUUUCAAAGCACGUCAAGAGCGCUGGUCAGCGAGCGGAUGAUACCACUGCGAUGGUUCAACCGCUCUUUACGGACACGGCCGAGAUCCUGAACGAUCACACGCUGGCUCAGCUAUCUUUCUUUCUUCCAGGCUCUUCGCUCUUCCGCCGAGUCAGAUUGCUAUAUUCCGGUAGCGAGUCCGGCUUCUCCAUGGGAAGCUUUGAGACAAAAGUUUUCAAUUGGCGGGCCCCAACUAUUCUUCUUGUGAGAGGUACCCGUCUCGGGGAUGUUCCGGAUGGUGGACAGGAGGCUUCAUUUGCCGACUCUUUACCUCCUAAACGGUUCCGUAACGGGAGCAAGUCCGAUCAGCUCACCUUUGGUGUCUAUUUGCGGGAACCCUGGAGACACACCCACCGAGAGUGCUUUGGCGACUCAGACACCAUCUUGUUCCAGCUUGAACCUGUUCACGAUGUGUUCCCAGCAUCAACUAUUAACAAAGAUUAUGUCGCAUUUAUGAAGCCUCCGGGGAAUGAAACGUCACUUUCGUUUGGUAUCCCGGUCCCCAAACCUUCCAAGGCCAGCCGGAGAGGUGGCGUCAAAUCACUGGGCCCGGUUUCUCUCUACUUCAAUGAUUCAUUUGAAUUUGGUGUCUUCAACCACGAUUACCAAUCCAGAGGCGGCGCCUUUCACAACAGCAAAAUACGCAAGUACGAUUUCCAGGAUCGUUUCCAGAUUGACAGUCUCGAGGUUUGGGGCUGUGGUGGCGAUGCUGAAGCCAAAGCCCAGGCUGAACGAUGGGCAUGGGAAGCAAGGGAAGCUGAAGCUCGCCGCAGAGUCAACCUCGGAACGGGUGACAUCGAAGCGGACAGAGCCGUAUUGGAGAUGGCUGGCAUUAUAGGGGGAAGUCGGAGCGGUGGCUCCAUGGGUUGA
Clonostachys rhizophaga is the source of this 1827-nucleotide messenger RNA. NCBI's taxonomy places the organism in Eukaryota, Fungi, Ascomycota, Sordariomycetes, Hypocreales, Bionectriaceae. The record is from the annotation of a GenBank genome assembly.